UAUCUAACCCCAUGCCGCAGCAGCUUGCCGGCGCCAAUCGAUACGCUAGUUUAGGAGGAAAUAGACCCACUACCAUCGAACAAUACGAACAACUUAUUCAACAGAGACAAAACCUACAGAAUAGUAGAGGACCUUUCGACCAAACAAAUCCAAGGCAUCCUUUAGCUCAGAGGCCAUCAGGGGUCAUUCAGAGACCUUCGUUAGCUGUGUCACAAUCGUCUGUCAUGGGUGGCGGGGCGGCAGCUUCAGGCGAUCCCUCGGGCGAACAAGAAAUACCCGAUAAUGUCACUGCCGAAUUAGAAAAGCUAGAACAAGAAACAGGAACAAUGGCGGAGCUUCAAGGUGUCAGUGAAAUACUUGGAGGGUUGGGCGAUGAUGACGACGAACUUCUUGCUGAAAUGGGCGCAGAUUUCAAUAUUCUGGAAUAUGCCGAUCCUGAACUAGAAGCACUGGCCGGUGAAAAGACAAAUAUUCUUGAUUUAGAUUUAGAGGAAGAUCACUUACGGCAGGAAAGGAAGAAGGAGGCAGCUCUAAGAAAGCAGGCGUCAACAGCCACUGAAACAACUACAACAACCACCACCACUACUUCAACUCCCACUGAAACACCAAAGCCUGCGGAAUCCAUGCCAAUUAACGCACCCCUAAGAGAGGCGGUACCUGCUGAGCAGCUGCGUCGAAUCAGCCUGAAAGCAUUUGCCCACAACAUCCUCAGUACCACAACAUCCUCCAGUGCCACAACAUCCUCAGUGUCAACAUCCUCAGCACAACAACAUCCUCCAGCGCCACAACAUCACUCCAGUGCCACACAUGCCUGCGGCUCAACAGGCGCCACCUAUAGCCAAACCCCAACCGCCCCUUCUUCCCCUAGCGUCCAACAACCGACUCCUCAACAAUCUCAUUUGUCCUUUACAGCGCAACAGAUCCAUCAACAGAUGCUGCAGCAGGUAGGAUCCAAAAUGUCCAAAUACGUAUUGUUGGAUUAA
Messenger RNA from Sitophilus oryzae (rice weevil), 983 nucleotides. RefSeq lists its product as uncharacterized. The transcript is spliced from 4 exons. The coding region runs from base 12 to 983 and encodes 323 amino acids. The record is from RefSeq and is a predicted model, not a curated record. Lineage: Eukaryota; Metazoa; Arthropoda; Insecta; Coleoptera; Curculionidae.